CGCUGAUGGGGAAAAUAAACUAAAAAAUUAAAUAUUCAUUAUUUAAUGUGGAUUGAUGUUAUAAUUAAAAACAAUAGCAUAUGUAAAUUUAUUUCAGUUACUACCGGGCGGAAUUGAGCGACUGAGCUGGGAUAUCCCGUUCAGUAUUGAGUUAUGUUAGACACUUUUAAACUGUAAUGUUGCAACAAGGUGUUUCCGCCUCUGCUUUUCAAAAGUAGUCAUGUUGAAAAUGGCGUUCUGAGCCGAGGGGAAGGCAAGGAUUGAUGUAGGUUGUGUACCAUACGCAAUUAAAAAUUACUCACUCAAGAACUUUUGUAAUUUAUAGGCAUAUAACUGUUUAAUCAUGUCAUCAGGCCGACCUAUAAAGUGUGUUGUUGUUGGAGAUGGGACAGUCGGAAAGACAUGCAUGCUGAUUUCAUACACAACAGAUAGCUUUCCAGGAGAGUAUGUACCCACUGUGUUUGAUAAUUACUCGGCUCCUAUGGUCGUUGAUGGGAUUCCUGUAAGCUUGGGUCUGUGGGACACGGCAGGCCAGGAAGACUAUGACAGGUUGCGUCCCCUCUCAUAUCCUCAGACGGACGUGUUUUUGAUUUGCUUCAGUGUGACUAGUCCAUCAUCUUUUGAAAAUGUUACAUCGAAAUGGUACCCAGAAAUCAAACACCACUGUCCUGAUGCACCCAUGAUAUUAGUAGGAACGAAGAUAGAUCUGCGUGAUGACCGAGAGACACUGACAGCUCUUGCAGAGCAAGGCCUCUCGCCAAUAAAACGGGAACAGGGUCAGAAGUUAGCAAACAAAGUAAGAGCAGUGAAGUACAUGGAGUGCUCUGCCCUCACACAGAGAGGACUGAAGCAGGUUUUUGAUGAAGCUGUACGUGCAGUGCUUCGACCCGAGCCCCAGAAGAGACGCCAGAGGAAGUGCUCUGUGCUUUAGAACACUCAGAUCUCAUGCUUUGCGCACAGAUGAAGACGGAGUCUGGGGUGCUGCUGAGCCUUCGUUCAUCUUUUCCAGAGUAUCUGUAUUGCUAAGCAUCUAUAAGACAUUUCAUUGCGGAAUGCUCUUGAUCUGCCAACAGUGGUAGAUCCUGUUCUUUGGUGUACGCUACCUUUAUCACAAACAGAAUCAGGCAUAGGUUGUAGUUUUAGCAGGUUCUGUUCAUCAGUGCCAUACAGGACUCCUCGUUACAGUGGAACCUGCCAAGAAACCUGUUGGCUUAUAAGAAGUCAUCCCGCAUGACAUUAUGUUCUUCUUCCUGAUUGAAGGAGCUCUGCUCUCUCUGAUGUUGCUAGUAGCCAACUCAAAUAUUUUUACACAUGCUUUCACGUAGAAGUCCUCAUGGGGCGGCAGUUUGUUGUCAGUACUCUUACUCGGUGUGCUUGCUGCCUUCCUCCGGCAGCCUGAAAAGUCUGUUAUAUUAGAAUUAAAUGUUACCAGAAGCAAAAGCCAAAAGACCAUAAUUUUUUUUUUUUUUUACUUUUCUUAUAAAUAUUUAUAUCAGUUCCAUGUACUGGAACAUAAAGAGCAUGUUAAACUUUCCAGACUGCAGAGUAACUUUAACAUUUGGCCAAGGUAAGAAUAUUAGCAUGUAUAUGGCCAUCAACCUGCAGAGGAUUACUGAUGUAAAAACAUGUAGGUGCUUGAUGGUUCACUGAUAAUGUAGGGACUUGGGGAGUUCUCUGACUUAAAGGGGUUGCCAGUUUUGCAGGUUUUGCUCUCUCUUGCAGUGGACAUGUUUUGGAAGGUGCAAGGAUAUGCAGACAGUUACUGUGUCUGUCACUGUCAGUUCUGGAGCUCAGGAUUUGUAAGACACAGUAUGGUGAUGGGUUGUUGCUUCCAUGGCAUGUAUAAUGUUGCCAGCAGUUGUGUACGGAAGCACUAGAUGCAGGCCAUCAGCCUGUGGAAAUUAUUGCUCUCUUCAUGGCUGCCUAAACACAAGUUGCACUUGACUGGCAACUUGUCCCUGUGAGGCAGAACAUGACAGAAAAUAAAUUUGGGCAGAUCUGUGUCUUAAAAAAUUUGUUUGCUAAGGAAUAGAAUUGAUCUGAGUGGUUUGUGCUGGACUUUAGGUUUUUCACAGUGGUGACUAUGAAGAAUAUGUAUGGUUUUCUGGGUCCUGCUGCUGUGUAGUUUGGGGGUUCAGCCUGAUAUUUUGAAGGAGCACAUCACAUACAUAUUCAGGGUCAAAGAGAUGAGCCAAGCCGGAAGCAAGCAGACCACUGUCUCUCAGAAUGGUGGGUUUUUGGGGCUGUAAAUAAUUUUGUGUCAAUGUACCAUUACAAAGAAAAAUGACUACAUUUUUUUGUGAGAAAACAUUAAGUUCCUGUGAUGGUUGCGUGCCAUCACUGGCCACUGUAUGAGUACUGCCGUUGUAUUUUGCAUCAGUUUCACCUCUGUGGAAGUUGAGGCAUGGAAAUGUAUUUGGACAUAUUCUUCAUGUGAGUUCAGAUUACAGUUGUGGUCACAGGAGAAGAGGAAUUGCAUUUGGUGUAGAAUAUUUAGUUUGUAAAUGAUGCAUAAAAAACUGUAAAUUGAUAAGUAAAUUCUACCAUUACGGUUAUGUUUCUUAUAGGAGAAUCUCAUGCCAGUGAAGUAAGUGUUAUUGAAGGAAAAUUUUACUUGUUUUAUUUCAUCUAAUCUAAUGGUGCAAUAUAUUAGUGCUAUGAGUUGAUCAACAAUUUAUUGCUGUUAAGAUUUGGAACUGUUCAUGACAAUGCAGUCUUGCAGAACAAAAAAAAGGUAGGCUCAUUUUUUAAUUGAUUCAAUUAUGAUAAUGAUGUAAUAAUGUUUUUUACUUAUUUAUAUACAUAAAAUAAUUUUGUGUGUGUGUAUUUGCUUCUAAAAGAAUUUAAAAAACUGUAAUGCCUGCAGUCUCCUGUUGGUGUGUGCGAGCAAGAGGCUUUCCAGUGACAGCAGUUGUGUAUCACAGUUUAUUUUAGAGAUGGUUCUCUCUUUUAGAACAAGAAAUGCCUUUGUGGCCAUUGUACACAUGAGUGAUUUGUGACCAAA
Cryptotermes secundus is the source of this 3004-nucleotide messenger RNA. RefSeq names its product ras-related C3 botulinum toxin substrate 1 (gene Mtl). Gene Ontology annotation, molecular function: GTPase activity; GTP binding. NCBI's taxonomy places the organism in Eukaryota, Metazoa, Arthropoda, Insecta, Blattodea, Kalotermitidae. The transcript has 6 exons. The coding region runs from base 344 to 931 and encodes 195 amino acids. Gene Ontology annotation, biological process: small GTPase-mediated signal transduction. The record is from RefSeq and is a predicted model, not a curated record.